This is a messenger RNA of Aspergillus clavatus NRRL 1, 510 nucleotides long. RefSeq names its product Alb1 domain-containing protein. Gene Ontology annotation, cellular component: nucleolus; preribosome, large subunit precursor. Bases 1 to 510 code for a protein of 169 amino acids. NCBI's taxonomy places the organism in Eukaryota, Fungi, Ascomycota, Eurotiomycetes, Eurotiales, Aspergillaceae. The record is from RefSeq and is a predicted model, not a curated record. The transcript has 3 exons. Gene Ontology annotation, biological process: ribosomal large subunit export from nucleus.
AUGGCCAAAGCAAGACCCAAGUCGAUUCACUCUCGAGCCGCGAGACGGGCUGCAUCCCCGAGUCUCGACCUCGACAAGUCGUUGACUUCACUGCCGCGGGCUGAAGAUACAGUGAUACCGCGAGAGUCCAUCCUGAACGACCGUGUGAAUACUGGUGUAUCUAAAAAACAAAAGAACAAGCCCUUGACAAGAGCGCAACGCCUGAGGCAACAAAAGGGCAUGGAGAGAGCAGAAGUUGUGUUUGAUCAGAUGGAGAAGAAGGUGGCCAAGAGUGUUUCGCGGGCUAAGACCGUUAAAUCGCGCCGGGCUGACUGGGAAGCUUUGAAUCGCAAUACGGCGGGUUCAAUGUUCCAGGCGCUUCAAGAGGAUGAGGAUGAGGAUGACAAUACCAUGGCCGAUAACUCUGCUGCGCCUAAGGUCAAAAAAUCCGGGUCGAAACCAGCAAAGGUUGCGCAGAAUCCUGUACCACAGGAGCAUGCAGAUAUCGACAUUGACGAUGACAUUACGUGA